Messenger RNA from Durio zibethinus, 1524 nucleotides. Its product is annotated as protein neprosin-like. The record is from RefSeq and is a predicted model, not a curated record. NCBI's taxonomy places the organism in Eukaryota, Viridiplantae, Streptophyta, Magnoliopsida, Malvales, Malvaceae.
AUGGCUUUUAACAUUGUUGCCAAGAAGAGAGGAAUUUCAUUCUGUUUUCGUCUUCGUCUUCAUCUUCAUCUUCAUCUUCAUCAUCUUCUUCUUCUCUCUUUCCUCUUUGUCGCGAAAUUCGAUCUUGUUUCAGGCCUAAAUUACACAAAGUAUAGGCCAGUGAGUAGCUUGAGGCUUGAAAGAAUUCAAAAACACUUGGAAAAGAUUAACAAGCCUGCUCUCAUGACCAUUGAGAGCCCAGAUGGAGAUAUAAUAGAUUGUGUCCAUAAAAGAAAACAACCAGCUUUAGAUCAUCCUCUUUUGAAAAAUCACAAGAUUCAGAGAGUUCCAGCAGAGAUGCCAAAGGUGAAAAAGUUGAAACAAGAAGAGGCAAGGGAUUCAAGGACUAAUGAGGCAGCAACUAAGGGUGCAUGGCAAAUGUGGCAUAGGAAUGGGACAACAUGUCCGAAGGGAACGGUUCCCAUACGGCGGAGCACAUUGCAUGAUGUUUUGAGAGCCAAGUCUUUGUUUGACUUUGGCAAGAAACAACGCGGAUUGAUCAACCCUACUCGCCGUGCCGAUGCGCCGGACGUCGGCGGCGGCAACGGACACGAACAUGCGAUUGCAUAUACUGGAACAUCCCAAGAGGUCUUUGGGGCAAAGGCAACUAUAAACGUGUGGGACCCAUCAGUCCAAGAGGUCAACGAGUUCAGCCUAUCACAGAUUUGGAUUCUUUCGGGAUCAUUCGACGGCCCUGAUCUCAACAGUAUAGAAGCUGGAUGGCAGGUCAGUCCGGAGCUUUAUGGUGACAGCAGGCCAAGAUUAUUCACAUAUUGGACGGCUGAUUCCUAUCAAGCAACUGGAUGCUACAACCUUCUAUGUUCAGGCUUUGUCCAAACAAAUAGUAGAAUUGCCAUUGGGGCUGCCAUUUCUCCUGUCUCACAAUAUGCUGCAAAUCAAUAUGACAUUACCAUCCUUAUUUGGAAGGAUCCGAAGCAAGGAAAUUGGUGGAUGGGAUUUGGUGACAAUACCCUUGUAGGUUAUUGGCCAGCUGAGCUAUUUACUCACCUAGCAGACCAUGCCACCAUGGUAGAAUGGGGUGGUGAGGUGGUGAACUCAAGGGCCAACGGCAAGCAUACGUCAACGCAGAUGGGCUCCGGUCACUUCGCCGAAGACGGUUUCAGAAAAUCAAGCUAUUUUCGGAACCUGGAGGUUGUUGAUGCCGAUAAUAGCUUGAGUUCCGUCCAUGACAUAUCAACCCUAGCUGAGAAUACAAAUUGUUACAAUAUCAAGAGCUCCUACGACAAUGAAUGGGGCACAUAUUUCUACUAUGGAGGGCCGGGGAACAAUCCACAGUGUCCUUGAUCAUCAUCUCCUUCGUUGUUAUCAUCAUUAUCAUCAUCAAGAUUAUCGCAAGAUAUAGUUUCUAAGAUUUUAUAAAAAAAUUCUACUGCCAAAAUUCUUUAAUUGUGUAAUUAUCGAAUUAUGUUAUUUCCACACUUGUUUUGGCUAAUUUUGCAUUUUUUGUUGUUUUUCCUUGUGAGG